AUGCCUACAGCUACUAAAGGAGUCUUAGUUCAGUGUGAUCCAAGUAUCCGUGCACUUAUCCUACAAAUAGACUCAAAGGCUCCAGGAAUUGUUCUUGACGAAUUGGAUGAAACUCAUCUUCUCAUUAAACAAGAUCAAGUAAUGAAUGUUAAGAACGAAUUGAACAAGUUGCUUUCUAAAAAUAUUUACAAUCCAUUUGAUGAGCAGUGA
Lizanozyma spartinae is the source of this 210-nucleotide messenger RNA. It is a transcript of the gene TFB5, whose product is annotated as TFIIH complex subunit. Lineage: Eukaryota; Fungi; Ascomycota; Pichiomycetes; Serinales; Debaryomycetaceae. The transcript has a single exon. Gene Ontology annotation, biological process: nucleotide-excision repair; nucleotide-excision repair, preincision complex assembly; transcription initiation at RNA polymerase II promoter. Bases 1 to 210 code for a protein of 69 amino acids. Gene Ontology annotation, cellular component: transcription factor TFIIH core complex; transcription factor TFIIH holo complex. The record is from RefSeq and is a predicted model, not a curated record.